GUUUUAAAAUGAGUUGGCUUCCCAAGGCUUCUUCUCCAACUAUAAAUACUCAUACCCCUUCUUAAAACUCAAACCAAAAACACAAAGUUCUCAUCAUCUUCUUUACUUUCAAAUCUUUACUAAACAUCCCCUAAGCUUUCACUUUUAUCAUCCAAACCCAAAUGGGUCUAAGCUCAAGCCUCACCACCACCGUCGUGGUGGCUCUUGUGCUCGUAACAAUGUUCGGUUCAGCCUACUCAGGCAACUUCUUUGACGAGUUUGACCUAACAUGGGGUGACCAUAGGGGCAAAAUCUUCAAUGGAGGAAAUAUGUUGUCUCUGUCUCUGGACCGGGUUUCCGGGUCGGGUUUCAAAUCCAAGAAAGAGUAUUUGUUUGGACGCAUCGAUAUGCAGCUCAAACUAGUCGCCGGAAACUCAGCCGGAACCGUCACUGCUUACUACUUGUCAUCACAAGGAGCAACACAUGAUGAGAUAGAUUUCGAGUUUCUAGGGAAUGAGACAGGGAAGCCUUAUGUGCUUCACACCAAUGUCUUUGCUCAAGGGCAAGGCAACAGAGAACAACAGUUUUAUCUCUGGUUCGACCCAACCAAGAACUUCCACACUUACUCCAUUGUCUGGAGACCUCAACACAUCAUAUUCUUGGUGGACAAUUUGCCUAUUAGAGUGUUCAACAAUGCAGAGAAACUUGGUGUUCCUUUCCCCAAGAACCAACCAAUGAGGAUCUACUCGAGUCUGUGGAAUGCAGACGAUUGGGCCACGAGAGGUGGUCUGGUCAAGACUGACUGGUCCAAGGCUCCUUUCACAGCUUACUACAGAGGAUUCCACGCUGCAGCUUGCACCGUCUCUUCAGGAUGUGACCCCAAGUUCAAGAGUUCCUUCGGUGAUGGUGACGUGCAGGUGGCGAAUGAGCUCAAUGCUUAUGGCAGGAGGAGACUCAGAUGGGUGCAGAGAUACUUCAUGAUCUACAAUUAUUGCUCUGAUCUCAAAAGGUUCCCUCGUGGAUUCCCUCCUGAGUGCAAGAGAUCCAGAUUCUGAUUAAAAAACAUACAACAUUGCAUAUGAUUCACUGGUUGCUUGUUUGAUUCAAUUCUUCUCUUUGAUUUUUAAGAUUGGUUUCUUUUCUCUGUUAUUCUUCCAUUGUACAUUCUCAAGGUCAAUAAAGCUCCUCCCUGCUUUAUAAACAACUGAAUCAAUCAAAAACACAAACUAAACAUGUUACUAUUAAGACCCCCCCCCUCUCUUAUUAUAUGCAACUUCCUAAAAUAUAAUCACACAUGGCUCAGGAAGAGUGACUGAUAUAAAUAUGAUCACAUGGAA
Thlaspi arvense is the source of this 1316-nucleotide messenger RNA. NCBI's taxonomy places the organism in Eukaryota, Viridiplantae, Streptophyta, Magnoliopsida, Brassicales, Brassicaceae. The record is from the annotation of a GenBank genome assembly.